AAUCGGGAGCAGUACAAAUGUUACUGUAAGAGAUAUGAUAUAUCGGUCACGAAGGCAUAUAUCUUCAGAUCUGGCUUGGUCAGUUAAUUGUAUAUCCGUUUCAAGUUUACGAAUGGCAAAGCGUUUAAAUUUUGGAGUGGUUUAUUUGACUUUGACAUGUUGUCUCGUGCUCAAAGAAUCGUCCCUUGGAGGUUUACUCGAUGAAGAUUGCGUUAAACGCUAUUCUGCGUCCUACAAAAGAAAUGCCUCUCAGGCCGGGAGCCAAAAUAAAGAUCACUACCGCGCAGCGCAUGCGGUCGACGGUAAAGAAGAGACGUGCUCAAAAAGCCCGAAAACCAACGACAAUAAUCCAUGGUGGCAAGUCGAUUUGGACAAAAAAAUGAACAUUACCUUUAUUCAAGUGAAGAAUUCGGGACGAACCUCUACUUUGCUUCGCGUGUAUAUAAGAUACAAUCCUGGAGACGGUGGUCAAAUAUGUGGAAACCGUCAUUUGUUGUCUGCAAAUGAGACGAAGAUAAUAAAAUGUGAGCCGAGAUUUGGACAGUCAGUGAAAAUUGUCGAGUUGAAGAAUAAAUAUCUUUCCCUUUGUGAGGUGCACGUUUUUAGCAACACAGUCAAGAUGAACGAAGGAGUUAUAUGCGAUGUGUGGUUAAACGCAAGCGACCAUGGAUACAAUUUUCUUAACCAUAAACAAGAUAGUCAUGCAAUAAUAUCGGCAUUCGAGGUUCCUAAUACUAUUUUUGGACACUAUGCUGUUAGAUUGAAAACAUAUUUCAAUGCGCCGCAAAGUGGUAGUUAUAAUUUUACCUGGUUUUGUGGUAUCAAAUGCACUUUGUACAUCACAGACGUAGACAAGAAAUUAGCGAAUGCAGUUCGUUGUGGAAUUUUCUCUGCAGAAUAUAAAAAGAAUUGUGAUUCAUCGUACCAAUUAACGAAGGGCAAGGUAUAUGAACUUCAAUUUGUUUCGCUCUUCAGCGAAGAAGAAUAUAAUUCGCGAGUUGGUAUUACGUUUCCAGAUGGUGCUAUUGUUAGCCCGUUAAACAGUGGAAUCUUUUUAUCUGCGGAAGCUGCUCGUAUUUUAGCAAAGGAUCCUUGCUAUCAACCAGCUGGGGUGAUAUCUCCUUCUUCGCCACCAAGUAAACAAACAGAGCACGACACGGAGGUUGUAAUCAGCAGUGCGGUUGAUCGACUGUUGCAUGAUAAAACGUCUAACGAAUCGAAGUUUCAGACGUUGGACGAGUUGGAGAAACUUGGAUUUGAGAAAGCAAAGAAGUUGCAGCUUGGGAAGAAGGCCUUUGCAUCAUAUGUUGUUCAAGUCGAACGCUUUGUUUUCGCUGCUGUUUCCAUGAAUUUGAACCUACGUCGUGGAUUUAACUUUCCUAGAGAUUUAGAUAACUUCACAUCUUUCGCUGAUAAGGGUAGCAUCAGUUUCCCGGAAAACGCAUUUCCUCCAAAUACAGGGCGUACGUCGGCUGUAUUCAUGAUGUUCAAGCCCCUCGAUGAAAUGUUAAAACAAACUGGUUCCGAGAAGAAUCAUCUCGCUGACAUCAUUGUAAGCGCAAGUAUGGAACGUGAAAUAUGGAAUGAUAUGUACAAGCCUUUUACGCUGGUGUUUAAACAUAAUAAAGUUUCCAUCAAAGGUAAAAGGCAUUGUGUGUAUUGGCUCGAAAAUUCGGAAUGCAGGAAAAAUGUGAAGUUUGGGCGAUGGUCAGACUAUAGAUGUUCACUUGUUCACCAAAAUGACACGCACACAACAUGUCAAUGCGAUCAUUUGACCAAAUUUUCAGUCUUGUUUCCUGUGCAGGACGGUGCAGGUGAAGAUGAGAUGAAGCUGGAGCUGAUUACAUACGUUGGGUUAUCGUUAUCGUCCGUGGGCUGCAUUGUUACAUUUGCCGUUUAUUUCAUUUUGAGAAUCACGAAAACGCUGAAGACAAUUGUUCAUCUGAACCUGGUCCUUGCAUUGGGUCUUGCUGACUUAGUAUUUCUCCUUGGAAACUUGGCUGAGAAUAACAGGAAUGCUUGUUUCUUCUUAACCGUCCUCGCAUUCUAUCUAUACCUUGCCGUUUUCGCGUGGAUGCUGAUGGAGGGUGUACAUCUGUAUUUUUUGGUCAUUCGAGUCUUUGGUAGCGAUGACCAUCGAAGAAAAAAAUUUUACUAUAUCGUAGGAUGGGGUGCUCCAGGAAUUUUUGUAUCCAUAACAGCGGGAAUACUUGGAUAUGAUUUAAUGUCUGAGAAGCAUUGCUGGUUGUCAGCGGAGUCUGCUUCAAUUUGGGUGUUUAUUGGUCCAGCAUUAUUCGUAGUUGUUGUGAAUACACUUAUCUUAGCGGCUGUUUUGAGAACGACGAUGACGUUAUUGAGAAAUGAUCCCGGACAUCGAAAAGAAAAAUCAGCAAUGCGUACAGUGGCAAUGCUAGUGCCAAUCCUAGGUACAACGUGGGUUUUUGGUGUCGUGGCAUUUGCACACAAGUCUAUCGUUUUUCAAUAUAUAUUUGCCGUCUGCAACGCUUUUCAGGGCUUUUUCAUUUUUAUUCUAUAUUGUCUCUUCAACACCGAGGUUCGCCACGAGUACCAAAGGCGGCGAAAGACGUGGAAGACCGAGAGAGAAUUAGACUCUAAACGAUCACCACAGAAUAAUUCAUUCGAUUUAUGAAAGAAUCUUGGCUGCGUAACCAGACGCGUGUACAUUCGUAUGUUAUAAUAUUUUUACGUAUCGUAAAAACAAUCGCUUGGAAAAGAUAUUUGUUGGGCAUAAACCAAUAUGAUAUAUAUAUAUACAUAUAUAUAUACGCUACGAUUAAUUAUGCCUCCAUCUGCGGUCCGGAAGCUAGAAUAUAUAUAUAGGUAUUGUAGGUGCAACUAUAUAGCCCAUAUGCUUCGGAUCAUUUCACAGACCGCCAGAAAAAGGCACAAGCGCGGGACUGGUAUAUGUAUAGACUUAUCAUUACCAGAAAUUCAGGACAUUAAUUAUCAUAAUGCCAGGAUUUCGCAAUCAAAGAUGACUGCUUUGUUAUAAUAGAAUCAGUAUAUAAGACACGAGACAAAAUUUGAAAAUAAAGCAACUUCUAUCUUACAUAUUGCAGUUGCGGAUUUCGAUUUAAGACGAGCAGAAAC
Molecule: messenger RNA, 3111 nt
Organism: Dendronephthya gigantea
Lineage: Eukaryota; Metazoa; Cnidaria; Anthozoa; Malacalcyonacea; Nephtheidae
Product: adhesion G protein-coupled receptor L2-like
Exons: 23
Coding region: 35-2650 (871 amino acids)
Biological process (GO): adenylate cyclase-activating G protein-coupled receptor signaling pathway; cell surface receptor signaling pathway
Cellular component (GO): membrane
Molecular function (GO): G protein-coupled receptor activity
Source: RefSeq, a predicted model, not a curated record